AGAUGUUUUUCACCUCCUGACGCUCAGGUGCAAAGGCAGCCGCCACCUCGCUGAAGCAGCAGAGCGCACACUGGACGUGAAUGCAGCACCAAACAGCCCGAGUACGAGAGAGAGAUAGAGGGAGAGAGGGAGAGAGGGAGAGAGAGGGAGGCAACAGCGCAGAUGAGCCCCAAUGAACAGCACAGCAGCCGGCUCCUCUUUCAAACCAACACACACACACACACUACGCUCCACAUCCCACACACACACACAAAUGCCAGGACACUCAUACACAUGCAAUCCAAUAACGAGAGCACCGUCAGUCCGAGCUGCCUGCCGCUGUCGGUGGCAGCCCUCACCGCUUCUCAGAGACACAAAGCUGGAAGCCCGUUGUGAGAGGAGCUCCUGCUGCCGUCCUAGCACAAAGGAGAGGAGAGCGGAGAGCCAGAGACUUCAUUUGGGAGGAGGUGGUAGAUAAUUCAACAGCAGUGCCGGGAGGAGAAGAAACAGAGAGGAGGGAAGGUGAGUGAAUGCGGUCCAGUCCAGCUGCUGUUGCUGCUGCCACUGCUGCUGGAGGAGGAACAGGAAGAGGAGGAGGAGGAGGAGGAGGAAGCUCAGUGUCUGGAGAGACUGGAGGAGCAACAUUAUCCUGCACAGAUAGUCAGAGCAGACGGCCAGCAGUGAUCAGAGCACCUCCAGGCUUGCAGAUGUGGAAGGAGCGCUGUGCAAGUUCUAGUCCUGGGUCCCGCCAACGUCCCGACAACCAAAGUCACCUCCACAGUGUACAGUAUGUGUUGACACUAGACAAGCUGUGCGUGUUUCAGCAUUUCAGUGAACUUGGUCGAGUUGAGCUUAGUGAGGGUGGUCCGUGAGCUGUCAUCUUGUCUGUCAUCAUCAGUCGUCUUGAAUCGCUGUAGCUGUCCUCCAAAACUGUCAGCAUUGAUCUGCUAAAGGACUUCUUGUAUCCCAUGAGUGUCUGGCCCAGUGAUUGAGGAGCAGGAGGAAGCAGAGGAAAGCAGGGCCAUGGGGGUGAGCCUGGGUCAGGACGUAGGCUGGCUCCUGCCUUUCCUGUUCUUGCUACUGAUGAUCACCGUGUCACCCACCCAGGGUCAAGGAUGCCCCCAGCGUUGUGAGUGCAUUGCAAAAUUCAAGACUGUGUCCUGUUACGGUAAACGCCUGUCCGCACUGCCAGAUGGCAUCCCACCGGACACCAAGGUCCUGGACCUGAGUGGGAAUAAACUUCGCUGGGUAGAGCAAGGUGACAUGCUUCCGUAUUCCCGUCUUGAAAAGCUGGACUUGAGCGAGAACAUUAUCAGCGUCCUGGAACCGAACGCUUUCUCUAGUCUCCAGAACCUGCAGUCGCUUUCACUGAGGGGUAACCAAUUAAAACUGGUCCCCAUGGCCGCUUUCUCACGUCUGUCCAACCUAACUUCACUGGACCUCAGUGGGAAUAAGAUUGUAAUUCUUUUGGACUUUACUUUCCAAGACCUGAAAAGUCUGAAAAACCUGGAAGUUGGAGACAAUGAUUUAGUUUAUAUUUCCAACAAGGCCUUUCUGGGUCUAGUGGGGCUGAAGGAGCUGACCAUAGAGAGGUGCAACCUGACGUCUGUGUCCGGCCAGUCUUUGUCUUACCUGCAUAACCUGGUGGCUCUGCGGCUCCGCUACCUCAGCAUCUCCACCUUAGAGGACCAGAACUUCCGUAAGCUGGGAAACCUGCGGGGCCUCGAGAUCGAUCACUGGCCCUUUUUGGAGCACAUUUCCCCUCACAGCCUGCAGGGUCUGAACUUAUCCUGGCUGUCUAUUACUCACACUAACAUCACCUCCGUGCCCACCUCUGCCCUGCGCAGUCUGGCUCACCUCACUAGCCUCAACCUCUCCUACAACCCUAUCUCUGUGCUGGAGUCCUGGGCGCUGCGGGACCUUGUCAGGCUGAAGGAGCUGCAUCUGGUCAACACAAACCUGGUGGUAGUGCAGCCGUAUGCGCUUGGCGGUCUACGGCAAAUCCGCCUCCUCAACCUCUCCACUAACGGCCUGGUGUCCCUGGAAGACGGGGCCUUUCAGUCCGUUAACACUCUGGAGACGCUGCGUCUGGACGGGAACCCUCUGGCCUGCGACUGCCGCUUGCUUUGGAUCCUUCAGCGCAGGAAGACCCUCAAUUUCGACGGCGCCUCCCCAGUUUGUAUGACGCCCGUGGAGGUGCAGGGCCGCGCUCUGAACGCUUUCUCUGACUCGGCUCUCUUUGAUCACUUCACCUGCCAGAAGCCCAAAAUCCGCAAUAGGAAACUGCAGCAGGUGACUGCCCGCGAGGGGCAGGUGGUGUCGUUCAUAUGCAGAGCAGAAGGUGAGCCGACACCGGUGAUAUUCUGGAUCUCUCCUCAACGCCGCCGCAUCACCACAAAGAGCAGCGGCCGCUUAACUGUGUUACCAGAGGGCACAUUAGAAAUACGUUACGCCCAGGUGACAGACAGCGGAACGUACAUCUGCAUAGCGAGCAACGCUGGUGGAAAUGACACCUAUUUUGCCACACUUACAGUCAGCGGGCUGCCACUAGACGCAGCCCUUAUGGCCAACCGCACGUACUACGCUGGUGACCUUAAUGACACGAAUCUGAAUGACACCAGAGUCUUCUUGAAGUUCACUCUGGACCUCAAAACCAUCCUCAUAUCCACAGCGAUGGGCUGCAUCAUGUUCCUGGGGGUGGUCCUCUUCUGUUUCAUCCUGCUGUUUGUGUGGAGUCGAGGGAGAGGGCAGCACAAGAACAAUUUCUCAGUGGAGUAUUCCUUCAGAAAGGUGGAUGGACCCGCCGCCAGCGGAGGACAGGGUGGGGCACGCAAGUUCAACAUGAAAAUGAUUUGAUUACUCGGAUCUGUUUCUCUCAUUAGUAUUCUUUCCCUGAUACUGUUUACAAGCUCGAGGGACGAGACACUGGAGUGGACCUUUGUGCUUGCAAAACACUAAAUGCAGUUAUUUAUAGGACAUUUUAUUGAGAGGUUUUGUUAUAAAACUACUGUAUAUAAGAGCAAAAGGAAAGCUGCAUGGAUUUGAUAUAUUUCUAUUCCUUCGUUGUGUGUUCACAUUAUUGUGCAGAGGAAUUAUAAAGGUAUGAAGAUGUCUCAAAAUCUUGAAUAGACUGUUAAAAGACCAAGCAACAAAAUCACUCAGAGUCCCACCAGUCUUUAACCUCGACAAAUCUCUCGCCAAAUCCGUCCUUCUUCCCUACAAGGAACUCUGUCCUCUGCGUCUUUAAAGGACUUCACCUCUCCGCUCCAUCCGAGGCGAUUCAAGCUCUCUAUCCCCAAACUCAUGAAUACAUUAUAACAGGGUGGUGCUCAAUGAAUGCCAAGGACUUGCCAAUAUGUAUUAGAAUAGUUCCAGCUAUAUACUGCAUAUUUAGACUUAUUUACAGUCAGGAUUUUAGAGCACUAUUGUGACAUAAAUAUAGAGGCUCUGUUUUUUUCGCUGAUGGUGGGUUUAUACAGAAUACAUUAAGACACCAAGAGACUCUGCAACACUGCCAAUUUGACCGUAAAGCACCAUGUAAUGUGGUAGAGAGAAGCUACUUCUCAUUGGAUGCCACUAAAAGUAGGUCAAAGCCGUUUGAAACAAAAACAGGACUCUACAGGUUAAGCUACAGUUAAAGGACCCAAUGCUCACUUGUGUGGUGACAAAUCAGUACAUGCAGAUGCACACCAGAUUUUCCAUUGUUUAUUCAGUACCAACACGUUCUCAUCCCAACUCGUCACAUACUUACCCUUUGUCUGACCCCUCGGCGUCACUUUUUCGGUCGCACUAAACACGUGCUUAAUGUUGUGAAGCAAACAAAAACUCUUGCUUAGGUUU
Sebastes umbrosus (honeycomb rockfish) is the source of this 3819-nucleotide messenger RNA. RefSeq names its product leucine rich repeat and Ig domain containing 3a (gene lingo3a). Gene Ontology annotation, molecular function: protein binding. The transcript has 5 exons. Bases 1003 to 2835 code for a protein of 610 amino acids. The record is from RefSeq and is a predicted model, not a curated record. Lineage: Eukaryota; Metazoa; Chordata; Actinopteri; Perciformes; Sebastidae.